CAAGAAGAAACCAAAACAGGCAGGGAGGGUAUUUUAAAUUCUUGCUGGCGUAUUAUUCAUUGAUAAUUUUUUUUGAUCCCCUAGAUCUGGCCCGAGUUGAGACACUACUGCCAAUCUACCACCAGUGCUACCACAGACACAGACACAACAAUGUCGGAAGAAUCACCGGCUCAAAAGGCUGCUCGCCUACGCAGAGAACGGCGUGAAGCUAAGAUUCGCGAUGGCGGUGCUGCUCGUCUAGACAAGAUCACCAGUCUAAGCGGCAGGACGCCAGCUAGUGUGCGUGAAGAAGAUGAUCCCCCAACCUCCGUACCAGGAAAUAUCACACCCUCUCCUCCCGUCGAGCCCGAGAUUGCCGCACCCGCAGCCCUACCCCCCUCCCAGGAGGAAUCGGCCGAAGCCCUCCGCGCGCAACAGGAGUAUAUCCGUGCUCUACUGCGACAGGCGCCUGCAGAAGAACAGGCUGGGGUUUCCAGCCCGCUCGAUGAAGACCCGACAAUGAAAAUGUUGAAUGCUUUGAUGGGUGGGAUGGCCGGUGGACCGGGCGGGUUACCGGGGGGAAUCCCCGGGUUUCCCGGAGACGCUGCAGGUGGUGGUGGUAAUGGUGGCGACGGUAAUAACGGGGGAACUGGGUUUUCACCUGCAGCGCUGGCCUCGAUGCUGGGACUACCGCCGUUUGUGGCGAGCAUUCUGGGUGCUGUGACUGGGAAAGAGAGCGACGAGGAGAAACGACAGGCGCUGGUGUGGAAGCUGCUGCAUACGGUGUUUGCGAUGGCCUUGGGUAUCUACGUGCUGGUGCUGAUGAGCUCGUCGGUGGCGACGUACGGGUUCCCGCCUCCGCGGCCGGCGACGGCACAGAAUCCGUUCCUGGCGUUUUUGACGGGGGAGAUGGUUCUUGGCGGGGGGCGGGCGGUGUUGGGCAAGGGGGAUGCGUGGUCGAUGGGGGUGAAGACGGUUGGGGAUGUGAUGAGAGAUGGGAAGAUUGUCCUGCUUGUGUUUGGGCUGGGGAGUUGGUGGUUUGGGGGGUGGACGAGCUGAACUAUCCUCCAUACCAUGUAGUACAAUCCAGCCUGCUAUUCUACGACUUUUCCAGUGCAUCUAGCCACGCUUUUUUAAUUCGCUACUGGGAGGCCUACUUUUUUUUGCAGAGCUUCUGAAAUCCAUGCCUGAGGCACUUUAGUGCCUGAGGCAGAGACAAUGGACGCCUUAAUGCCUAAGAUCUGCGGAGGAUUGGGCUAACCGGAUGCAGCCAGUUCUGCAAACGAUGCAAUAUAUGCAAAGUGAUUGGUGGAGCCCCGCAUCAGGGCAUCACGUGGGGAGGUCAGCCGUGGACCUUCCCAAACGGGCUGCUUGACUUUCUCUACUUACUUUAAUUUACU
This is a messenger RNA of Penicilliopsis zonata CBS 506.65, 1379 nucleotides long. RefSeq lists its product as hypothetical. Gene Ontology annotation, biological process: retrograde vesicle-mediated transport, Golgi to endoplasmic reticulum. NCBI's taxonomy places the organism in Eukaryota, Fungi, Ascomycota, Eurotiomycetes, Eurotiales, Aspergillaceae. The transcript has 2 exons. The record is from RefSeq and is a predicted model, not a curated record. Bases 151 to 1038 code for a protein of 295 amino acids.